UGAAAUCUGUCAAACGCAUGUUUAUUGUCCCUUGUUUUUUUCCAUUUAACUUUAGUGAAGUUGUUGAUGUGGAUCUCUAGCUAAUAUUUAUCAUGGAAAUUCCCUGUUAUCGAACUUGCUUUUGACUGAAGAAUAGGUUGUUCUAAGGUUGUGAUUUUGGUGGGUUGUCAUGUUGUAGAUAAACAAUCUCUAUAAAGAUUUCCAUGGAUUUGAUGAAUGGCACCGAUCAUGCACCAGAAACACCAACACUUAAAAUCAAGGCAUUUUUUGAAUCAACUCCACCACUAAAAGAUGCUGCCGAAAUAGAGACAAAAUUGAAGGAAUUUGUCAACCGGAAUUUAUUAUCAGAGAAUGGAAAAGCAAACAGGGUUGUGUGUGUGACUUCUGGUGGUACAACUGUUCCUCUGGAGAAGAGGUGUGUUCGUUAUAUUGACAACUUCAGUUCUGGUCAUCGAGGAUCUGCUUCUACAGAGUACUUUUUGAAGGCUGGUUAUUCUGUCAUCUUUCUUUAUCGUAGGGGAACUUGCCAGCCAUUUUGCAGAUCGCUUCCUGAGGAUCCAUUGCUUGAGUGUUUUACUUCAACUGAUGAUUCAAAUAGUCAAGUGGACCCAUCGUAUGCUGAAGUGGUGAAGAGAGCCAUUACUGAAAAUCGCUCCGCUGUUAGUCGGGGCUUUCUGUUGAAAUUACCGUUUACAACAAUUUUUGAAUAUUUGCAGAUUCUUCAGCUGAUAGCUGUGUCUUUAAGGAGCCUUGGUCUUAGUGCUAUGUUUUAUCUUGCAGCUGCAGUUUCUGACUUCUAUGUACCGUGGGAGAGCAUGACAAUACAUAAGAUCCAGUCAGGAUCUGGUCCUUUGGAUAUGCGUCUUGCUCAAGUACCAAAGAUGCUUUAUGUGCUUAGAAAUGAGUGGGCACCUCUGGCCUUCUGCAUAUCUUUCAAGCUAGAGACAGAUACAGAUAUCCUUUUAGGGAAGGCUGAUAUGGCCCUUAAAAAGUACAAGAUGCAUAUGGUGGUAGCUAAUGAACUUUCAACCCGUAAAGAGGAAGUUAUAGUUGUCACGGAGCAGGAAAAAAUCACAGUUCGACGGGACACAACUCAGCUUAUGGCUGAUGUCGAGGAUCCAUUGAUUAAUCUUGUCGUGGAUAGGCAUUCGGCUUACAUCAACCAUUCUGAUGCAUGAUCUAGAAGGACUGAUCGAUGAUAUUUUUCAUAUCAGUGGAAUCUGAGUUCAUUACAAGGAGAUUACAGUACAUCUGUGCAACAAUUAUGUUGCCAGCUGUUUAAAAGGAGAUAUACCAUUCUAUCCCACUAACCAACUACCACAGGCUCUUUUGAAAGAAGAAAAAGGAAGAGAGUGCCUUUUAGUUGUUCCAAUUGCUGUCUUUUUUUUUUCUUUUCUUGUUGAAGAAUAAAUUUCAUGAAAUAAUAGGAUCUGUACAAUUGAAUUUAUUAGCAAAAUAUGUUCUUCAUUAUUGUCUUUGA
Capsicum annuum is the source of this 1480-nucleotide messenger RNA. Its product is annotated as phosphopantothenate--cysteine ligase 2-like. Lineage: Eukaryota; Viridiplantae; Streptophyta; Magnoliopsida; Solanales; Solanaceae. The record is from RefSeq and is a predicted model, not a curated record. Gene Ontology annotation, biological process: coenzyme A biosynthetic process. Gene Ontology annotation, cellular component: cytoplasm; nucleus. The transcript has 9 exons. Gene Ontology annotation, molecular function: phosphopantothenate--cysteine ligase activity. The coding region runs from base 204 to 1178 and encodes 324 amino acids.